Molecule: messenger RNA, 459 nt
Organism: Arabis nemorensis
Lineage: Eukaryota; Viridiplantae; Streptophyta; Magnoliopsida; Brassicales; Brassicaceae
Source: the annotation of a GenBank genome assembly
AUGCUUGGUGUUGCCAAUGAUGUCGGAGAGAGCAUCGCUUUCGUUCCCGGUUAUGCCAGUGCCAAGUUUCUGCCAUGGAUCCACCUCUUCGUCGGGCUUGUGCUUGUUUCUUGGGCUAUGGACUCAUUUGGCUCUCUGUUACUCAGACUCUUACUCGUCUUCCCUUCUUCUUGGAACGAGAAAGCCGGUGAUAAUCUCAAAGCUAUGGCACGCUUGUGCAGGACCUCUGGUUUGUCUCCCUCAAGUUGGGAGUUUGGUGUAUUACUUCUCAUAAGGGAUGUGUUCCCAGUACCAGACUUUGGACUAAGGAGAGGAAGUAAGCACCGGACUGAGUUUUUCAGCAAAACACUUACUGCAAGUGACACAAGUACACAUGGAGGUUUCUCGGUGCCACGUAGAGCUGCAGAGAAGCUAUUUCCACCAUUGGUUAGUCUCUGGAAAGCCAUGGAAAAGCUUUAG